AUAUCAAUCAAAUACCUAUCCAAGAUGUAAAUGUAAUUAUAGAGACUACUCUUAAUUUCUCAUCACAAUUCAAAAUUUUUAUAAAUUAUAAAAACCAAAGAAUUUUUAAUUUAAGUUAAAGUUAUAACAUAAACGUUUAAUCAUGCUUAAUAGAGUUGUGCAAUAUAAAACAUUACUUCGCCAAAUAGCUUAUGUGCCUGCGUAUAAACCACCAGAUCAAGAAGAUUUCCAUAAACUGCGUGAAUAUCUGCAAAGACAUGAUAGGCUUCUUAUUUUAACAGGCGCGGGAAUAUCUACAGAAUCAGGUAUUCCUGACUAUAGAUCCGAAGAAGUUGGCCUUUAUGCACGUUCAAAUCAUAAACCUAUUCAGUACCAAGAUUUUGUCAGGUAUCCAAAAGUAAGACAAAGAUAUUGGGCGAGGAAUUUUGUUGGUUGGCCAAGGUUCAGUUCAGUGCAACCAAAUGCCACACAUUAUUCCAUUAGAGAAUUGGAAAAGGCUGGCAAAGUAACAGCAGUUGUGACGCAAAAUGUAGAUAGACUGCAUCAUAAGGCUGGUUCAGAAAAUAUUAUAGAACUUCAUGGAACUGGUUAUAUUGUGAAAUGUAUGAAAUGCCCUUAUGAAAUAGAUCGAUUUAAACUACAAGAGAUAUUGCUUAUAAAUAAUCCUGGCAUGGAAAGCAGCUUUAACAUGAUUAGACCUGAUGGAGAUGUGGAUUUGUCUAAGGAACAGGUUGACAGAUUCCAAACACCAUUAUGUCCUAAGUGUGAAAGUCCACUUAAACCGGAUAUUGUAUUUUUUGGUGACAAUGUUCCCAAAGAAAGAGUGGAACAAGUGAGACAUCAAGUGUCUGUCAGUGAUGCUGUGUUUGUGUUAGGAUCAAGUCUUACUGUUUAUUCAAGCUACAGAAUAAUUUUGCAAGCAAAAGAGGAAAACAAGAAGAUAGCUGUAUUAAAUAUAGGACCAACGAGAGCAGAUGACAUUGUAGAUUUAAAGAUAUCAACAAAGUGUGGUGAAAUUUUAACAGAUUUGUGUAAUUCUAUAAACAAAACUAUUUGAUGUUAUAUAAUUUUAUCCAAUGAAAGUUUGUGAUACAUUACCUCAUAUUUGUAAGAUGGUUUUAUUAUACUGUUAAAUGAUGUUAAAUAAAAUGAAAACAAUCAUUAAAUAA
Molecule: messenger RNA, 1169 nt
Organism: Vanessa tameamea
Lineage: Eukaryota; Metazoa; Arthropoda; Insecta; Lepidoptera; Nymphalidae
Gene: Sirt4
Product: NAD-dependent protein deacylase Sirt4
Exons: 4
Coding region: 143-1057 (304 amino acids)
Cellular component (GO): mitochondrial matrix; nucleus
Molecular function (GO): NAD+ binding; NAD-dependent protein lysine deacetylase activity
Source: RefSeq, a predicted model, not a curated record